Molecule: messenger RNA, 952 nt
Organism: Paramisgurnus dabryanus
Lineage: Eukaryota; Metazoa; Chordata; Actinopteri; Cypriniformes; Cobitidae
Product: natural killer cell receptor 2B4-like
Source: RefSeq, a predicted model, not a curated record
GGUGAUUAGUUUUGUUGUCCAAACCGACCUUGUAACGAACAAAACUCUAUACUUCUUAUAUGCUUAUUUAUGGAAUAUUGUUUGAUGUCAUGGCGAUUUAAGGAAUUUUACUUUUCAAACUUCUAGAAAGAGUUUGAAAUGCUUGUUUUCUUUUGCUUGUGUAUCUUGAUCGCUAAAGGUGUGUUUGGUGUUGAUGGUGAUGAAGUGAAGUCAUUGUCAGUGAUGGAGGGAGAUUCUGUUACUCUACACACUCAUAUUACUGAAAUAUUGGCAGACUAUCACAUACAGUGGCUGUUUGAAUCUCAAGGCACUCGUAUAGCAGAAAUCAUUAAAUGGGCCAAUCUGAGUUUUAUAUAUGAUGAUUAUGGUGGAGGGAGAUUCAAAGACAAACUACAACUAAACAGUCAGACUGGAUCCCUCAGCAUCACAAAUAUCGUAAUCACAGACUCUGGACUUUACAAACUAAAGAUCAGCAGCAGCAGAGGAACUUCAUACAAGAGAUUUAAUGUUACUGUCUAUGCUCAUCUGCCUGUUCCUGUCAUCAUCAUAGACUCAGCACGAUGUUCUUCAUUAUCAUCACCAAGCUCAAAAUGUGUGUUGUUGUGUUCAGUGUUGAAUGUGAGAGAUGUGAGUCUGUCCUGGUACAAAGGAAAAAGUUUAUUGUCCAGCAUCAGUGUGUCUGAUCUCAACAUCAGACUCUCUCUACCUCUGGAGGUUGAAUAUCAGAAUACAAACACAUACAGCUGUGUACUCAACAAUACCAUCACAAACCAAACUCAACAUCUCAACAUCACUGAUGUCUGUCAGACGUGUUCAGAACUCCAGCAUUCAAUAUUGCGGAAAGCUAUUGUUUUUGGUGCUUGUGCUGCUAUUCUGUGGCUGUCAAUCUUCUUGGGUUUAGCCAUAGUUGUGUUCUGCCACAACUACAACAAAUAAGUGAAAUAAUCAAAGA